ACACCGACAAGAUCUUCCAAUUUAGAAUCCAGCACUCAAACUCUUCACUCAUUUCUUAGAAAAGAAUUACAUUCGCGUCAAACACGCCGACUUAAACUCAGUUGUUAUAUGAACGUUGGUUCAAAUCUCAUUAACCAGCUCUCGAUAAAUAAACCUCAUUUCAAAUUAGACUCCUAAGCAUCAUGUCUUCGGCUCGAUAUUACCUUGACAAGGUGUACCUCACAUACUUCCUCAUCCAUCUCCCAGUUCUAUUCUGCGUCGAUCUCGUACCCCUCUAUCCAACCUCUCUAUGGGUGCCGCCCUCGUCACCGCUUCACUUCUUGUAUGAGCUGCGGGUCUACUACAUAGAGACGUACAACGAUCAAUUCUUCGCACCGCCUCCGGCGCCCAUUCCGAGCUUCUUCACGCUAUUCGCUUUUCUAGAACUUGUCUUUCACCUGCCGGUAUCGUUGUGGGCGGUACGCGCGCUCCUCGCUGGCGGUCGCGAUACCGGCAGCGCGGUGAAGCGCAGCGGUCUCAGCGGCCGUGCCGAAUUGUUGCUUCUCGUGUAUGGUAUCGAGACGGCGUUAACUACCGCCGCCUGUAUGUACGAGGCCUUUCUCUGGGACCCGGCUGUGGUGACCGCGGAACAGAAGGUGGUAUUGCUAGGUGGCCUGUACGGCGGGUAUUUUGCUCUUGCUGUCUUGUUGACCGUUGAUAUGUACGCACGGCUACUUAGUCGCUUAGAUGCUGUUGAUGCUAGAAAGAAGGACCAAUAGUUGAAUAGUCAGCAUCUGAUCCGCAGAAUUACCAAUGUACUUGAUG
This is a messenger RNA of Annulohypoxylon truncatum, 804 nucleotides long. Its product is annotated as transmembrane protein 6/97. The record is from RefSeq and is a predicted model, not a curated record. Lineage: Eukaryota; Fungi; Ascomycota; Sordariomycetes; Xylariales; Hypoxylaceae. Gene Ontology annotation, cellular component: endoplasmic reticulum. The coding region runs from base 183 to 758 and encodes 191 amino acids. The transcript has 3 exons.